Hevea brasiliensis (rubber tree) is the source of this 1422-nucleotide messenger RNA. RefSeq lists its product as uncharacterized. Lineage: Eukaryota; Viridiplantae; Streptophyta; Magnoliopsida; Malpighiales; Euphorbiaceae. The transcript is spliced from 2 exons. Gene Ontology annotation, molecular function: S-adenosylmethionine-dependent methyltransferase activity. The coding region runs from base 333 to 1115 and encodes 260 amino acids. The record is from RefSeq and is a predicted model, not a curated record.
AAUUUGUUCUGAUUCAACAUAACUAGAUUAUGGCCAUGUCUAGAUAAGAUGUGCCAAGCUGUUGAUCUUCAAAUUGUGACCAUACUUGAAAAGAAUCAAAACCACAGAGGAAAGCAUCUCACAAAUCACAACUUUUCUUUUUCUUUUACCCACUUCAGAAGUUGCAGGUCUUAUUUGCCUUCUGUGGCCAACUGUUGACCUGUGAUCAAGGAAAAGAACAAUAAAUGCAUGUAUCAGGAUCUAUAUCAAUUACUGAAUGCUUCUAUAAAUUGAUCCCUUCUGCUUCAAAAGAUUCAUAACAGAAGACCAGAUUUCAAGAACCCAAAAAAAAAAUGGCAGGUUUGUACGACAAGCAGGCAGCCAUUUAUGCCGACGCCAGGCCAACCUUUCCAAGUCAAUGGUUUUCCAUGCUGGCUGCUCUCACCCCUCACCACUCUUUAGCUUGGGAUGCCGGCACCGGCAACGGUCAGGCAGCUAUCAGCGUGGCAGAGCACUAUGAUCAAGUGAUUGCAACUGAUAUAAGUGAAGAGCAAUUAAAGCAUGGUAUAAAUCACCCUCGGGUUCGAUACUUGCAUACUCCAUCAUCAAUGUCAGAUGAUGAGCUGGUGUCCUUAAUCGGUGGUGAAAAUUCAGUUGAUCUAGUGACAGUCUCUGUAGCUGUGCAUUGGUUCGACCUGGAAAGAUUUUACUCUCAGGUGAAGCGUCUGCUACGAAAGCCAGGAGGUGUGAUUGCAGUUUGGACAUACAAUAUCAUCCAAGUUAAUUCAGAAUUUGAUCCUUUAAUGUGGGGAUUCUACGAGAAAACACUUGCUUUCCAGAAACCAAAUGUAAAAUAUGCUUUUGAUUGUUACAGGACACUUCCAUUCCCUUUUGAAAGUGUAGGUGUGGGAUGCGAGGGGCAACCUGAGACAUUGGAGAUGACAAAGGAGAUGUCGUUUCAGGGACUUCUGGGAUUGAUGAGAUCAUGGUCAGCUGUAAAUACAGCUAAGGAACAAGGUAUGGAUUUGUUGUGUGAAAAUGUUACAAGGGAGUUUGAGAAGGCUUGGGGUGGCCGUGAAUUGGUCAGAACUGUCAUCUUCAAGACUUACAUGCUUGCAGGGAAAGUUAAGGUCUAAUUAAGUUUUCACUUUCAGUCUGAAAGCAGUAGCUCUAAUUCUUCUGAUUCAUCUGAUGGAUGGAAGCUAAAGUCUACUUGUUUCUUUUCCUUGAGCAAUAAUACAGAAUAAUUAAUGAUGUUUGGGUAAGCAGAGCAUGUGAGGAUGAUACUUGCCUUUGUUUUUGGUCUGAGCUUUUGAGGUGUAGCCAUACUUUCAAAGUGUAAUGGGCUUUGUCUUGAAUUAUGUACUGUUAUUUCUAUCAAUUAUAACUGCUCUUUUUUUAUUUAAAAAUAAAAGGAUAAAGAUAUGUAUAAUUUUUAGUGUA